UGUGCUGCGGGUUACCGGGGAGUUGGCGGCGGUGUCGGGAAAGUGGGCUAUGGCCGACGCAAGUGCCCCUCCAGGCGUGUCUUUGCGAGAAGCCACACAGCGAAGGUUGAGGAGGUUUUCAGAGCUUAGAGGCAAACCUGUGGCAGCUGGGGAAUUCUGGGACAUUGUUGCAAUAACAGCAGCUGAUGAAAAACAGGAACUUGCUUAUAAGCAACAGCUGUCAGAAAAGCUGAAAAAAAAGGAGCUACCCCUUGGAGUUCAAUAUCACGUUUUUGUUGAUCCUGCUGGAGCCAAAAUUGGAAACGGUGGAUCGACACUUUGUGCCCUUCGAUGUUUGGAAAAGCUUUAUGGAGAUAAAUGGAAUUCUUUUACCAUCCUAUUAAUUCACUCUGGUGGCUACAGUCAACGCCUUCCAAAUGCAAGUGCUUUGGGGAAAAUUUUCACUGCUCUGCCUUUUGGUAGCCCCAUUUAUCAGAUGCUAGAAUUAAAACUAGCCAUGUACAUUGAUUUCCCCUCACAUAUGAAUCCUGGGGUUCUGGUUACAUGUGCAGAUGAUAUUGAACUUUAUAGUAUUGGAGAAUCCGAGUUUAUUAGGUUUGACAAACCUGGCUUUACUGCUUUAGCUCAUCCUUCUAGUUUGACUGUUGGUACAACGCAUGGAGUAUUUGUCCUAGAACCUUUUAACUGUUUAGAAUAUAGAGACCACAAGUACAGAAGUUGUCAUCGUUUCCUUCAUAAGCCCAGCAUAGAAAAGAUGUAUGAGUUCAAUGCUGUGUGUAGACCUAGAAAUUUUUUUCAACAAGGCUUUGCUGGGGGUGACGUACCCUCUCUUAAAUUAGACCCUGAGUAUGUCUACACAGACAGCCUAUUUUACAUAGAUCAUAAAACAGCAAAAAAGUUACUUGCCUUUUAUGAAAAAAUAGGUGCAUUAAACUGUGAAAUCGAUGCCUAUGGAGACUUUCUGCAGGCUUUGGGACCUGGAGCAACUAUGGAGUAUACCAGAAACACAUCAAAUGUUACUAAAGAAGAGUCAGAGUUGAUAGAUGUGAGGCAGAGAAUAUUUCAUCUUCUUAAAGGAACAUCACUAAAUGUUGUUGUUCUUAAUAACUCCAAAUUUUAUCACAUCGGAACAACUGAAGAAUAUUUGUUUCAUUUUACUUCAGAUUGCAAUUUGAAGUCAGAGCUUGGCUUACAGUCCAUAGCUUUUAGCAUCUUUCCAGUGACACCAGAAUGCUCUAGUAACAAAUCAUGUAUCAUUCAAAGUAUACUGCAUUCAAGAUGUUCUGUGGCACCUGGCUCAGUUGUGGAGUAUUCCAGAUUGGGGCCUGAUGUUUCAAUUGGGGAAAAUUGCAUUAUUAGUGGUUCCUAUAUCAUAACAACAGCUGUCCUGCCUGCAUAUUCUUUUGUGUGUUCUUUAAGUUUGAAGAUGAAUGGACACUUAAAGUAUUCGACUAUGGCAUGUGGAGUGCAAGACAACUUGAAAAAGAAUGUUAAAACAUUGUCAGAUUUAAAGUUACUUCAAUUCUUUGGAGUCUGUUUCCUCUCAUGCUUAGACAUUUGGAAUCUUAAAGUUACAGAGGAACUGUUCUCUGGAAACAAGACAUGUUUGAGUUUGUGGAAUGCUCGUAUUUUCCCCGUUUGUUCUUCUUUGAGUGAUUCAGUUACAGCAUCCCUAAAGAUGUUAAAUGCUGUACAGAACAAGUCAACAUUCAGCCUGAAUAACUAUAAGCUGUUGUCCAUUGAAGAAAUGCUUUUAUACAAAGAUGUGGAGGACAUGAUAACUUAUAGGGAGCAAAUUUUUCUAGAAGUUACUUUGAAUAGAAAAUAAUCUGAUUUAGAGACAUCUUAAAUACUGUAUACUUUGCCUUUCUUGUGACUGAGCAAGAUUACAGAUGGCAGGAGUUUUCUGUAGACUGCUGUUUUUUAAUUGAAGUGAAUUAAUGAAAAUUAUAUUAACAUGGUUGCUAUAAAAUAACAAUAAUACAAAAAUACAAAUAAACCAUUUUUUAAUGAAAGAAUAUUAAGGCUGUACGUUCAGAAAAUGAUUUUUUGAUGUUUAUCACUAUUUUAAUUUUUCUUUUAUAAAGAUUGAUUUGUGGAGCGUUAUUUUGUUCACAAAAUACUAUAAUAGUUUUAAAGGUAAUUUUCUAAAUAUACCUGUAGAGUUUUUUCAUCUUCUUUUGGACUUUGGUUCCACUGAAGUUCUAAGUAUUCAUUGACCAUUCUCUCCUCAAGUGCUUUAGUCCUAUUCUGAUGAACUAAUAAAAAUGUCAUACUGUAGGGUCUUCAGAGCUCUGUGGGAAUACUGUAGAAGUACUUUUUUAGAAACAAAUCCAUGGCUGGCAGAGUCAGAUUAAAUCAAUGCUUAAAAUAUUGUGAUAGUCUUAAUAAAUCACUAUUACAUCAGAACCCAAAAUAGAAUCUGUAACCAAGCUUCCGUACUUUGACCCAAACCAUUCAUAUCUUAACUUCCUUCACUUGAUCUUAUUUGCAUUAAAAAAAAUUUUUUUUGGUCCAAAUAAAUAAAUAUUAAUAGAUACAAACUGUUCAGAAAUGAUGAUAAAAAUCUAUCUCAUUUAUUAAUCUUAUCCAAAUGAAACAAAAAGGGUAUAUGUGCUGUUUUAUACUUAUAAACUUGAACACAUGGUUGUGUAUCUUAAAAUUUUUCCCUGAAGUUUCAUCCAUCGGAAGGCAUACACACACAUAAGACUGCAGUAUCUGUAUAGGGAAAAUGUUGGAAUAACUGGGAUUCCCUAAUAAUCAUAUAAGUUCAUUUCAGACAUUAUUUUCAUCCUUCCUUAUUAAUCCUUUUAACAGAACUAUUAAUAUUACCAGAUGAACUAAUUUUUUCAUUUUUUAAUUAUCUGUCCAUGCACUGGUGAUGAUGCUGAGAAGCAAUAAAGGGCCAAAAGGUAGACAGCAGGACGGAGCCAGAAAAAUAGAAUGACUGAGAAAAUAUACAGAUGAUAAACAGCUUCAAGGAAAUAAAAGUUGGCUGGAACCCCAAGUUUUGUGUUCUUAUUUUGGUAUAGGCACAUAUGUGAAAUGUCUUCACAUCAAAGUCUAAUAAUUAUUAGAGAAAAAAUUUGUCUGAGUUUUGUGUUUUAACAUGAAUAAAUUAAAAUAGAAACUGGCCUGUGUCACUUUCAUUUUUUGAUAUAUGUCAAUAUGAAAUUAACAUGUCAAUAUGAAAAUAAUUGGUAAACCAGAAGUGACUUAUCAGCAACCCUCAAUUAUGAUAUUUAUGUGUAUUGGUUUUUUUUCAAGUUUCUUCCUGAAGAGUAAAUAAAGAUAGAUAGUAGCCAUUGUUUAGCAUUUACUGACUUAACUUGCAGAGAUUUCAGAGGAUAUGUUUGUCACUUAUUAAAAGUUCAAUGCUGUAUUUCUAAUCUAAUUGAUCUAAAGUGCCAUCAGUUAUUAAGAAUCACAUUUUAUGUUCCACUGAAAAAGAGAAAACACUACCAAUAAAAUAUGAU
Hippopotamus amphibius kiboko is the source of this 3476-nucleotide messenger RNA. RefSeq names its product fucose-1-phosphate guanylyltransferase (gene FPGT). The record is from RefSeq and is a predicted model, not a curated record. Gene Ontology annotation, molecular function: transferase activity, transferring phosphorus-containing groups. NCBI's taxonomy places the organism in Eukaryota, Metazoa, Chordata, Mammalia, Artiodactyla, Hippopotamidae. Bases 50 to 1828 code for a protein of 592 amino acids. The transcript is spliced from 4 exons.